ACCUGACAGAAGAUAACAUGGAGACAGAGAAUGCAGCAGCUGCAGCUGCAGCAGCCUUCACAGCCACCUCGCAGCUCAAGGAAGCGGUAUUAGUGAAGAUGGCUGAAGAGGGGGAGAACUUGGAGGCUGAAAUUGUGUACCCCAUCACCUGUGGAGAUAGCAGAGCUAACCUGAUCUGGAGAAAGUUUGUCUGUCCUGGCAUCAAUGUGAAAUGUGUUCAGUAUGAUGAGCAUGUAAUCAGCCCGAAGGAGUUUGUGCACCUGGCAGGGAAGUCCACCCUGAAGGACUGGAAGAGAGCCAUCCGGAUGAACGGCAUUAUGCUCAGGAAGAUCAUGGACUCUGGAGAGUUGGACUUCUACCAGCACGACAAAGUGUGCUCCAAUACCUGCCGCAGCACCAAGAUCGACCUCUCUGGGGCCCGCGUGUCCCUGAGCAGCCCCACGUCCGCCGAGUACAUCCCACUCACACCAGCAGCGGCGGAUGUGAAUGGCUCCCCUGCCACAAUCACCAUCGAGACUUGUGAGGACCCCGGUGACUGGACCACAGCCAUUGGAGAUGACACAUUUGCCUUCUGGCGGGGGCUGAAGGACGCUGGCUUGCUGGACGAGGUUAUACAGGAAUUCCAGCAGGAGCUGGAAGAGACCAUGAAAGGCCUGCAGCAGCGGGUGCAGGACCCCCCGCUGCAGCUCCGAGAUGCUGUCCUUCUCAACAACAUCGUGCAGAACUUUGGCAUGCUGGACCUGGUGAAGAAGGUGCUGGCCAGCCACAAGUGCCAGAUGGAUCGCUCACGGGAGCAGUAUGCCCGGGACUUGGCAGCCCUGGAGCAGCAGUGUGAUGAACACCGCCGCCGUGCCAAAGAGCUGAAGCACAAGUCCCAGCACCUCAGCAAUGUGCUCAUGACGCUGACGCCGGUCUCCCUGCCAUCCCCUAUGAAGCGGCCCCGUCUUGCGCGGGCCACAUCGGGACCAGCUGCCAUGGCUUCACAGGUGCUUACACAGUCUGCACAGAUCGCCCUUGCCCCAGGCAUGCCCAUGUCUCAGCUGACCAGUGUGCCGCUAGGCAAGGUGGUCUCCACGCUGCCCUCCACGCUGCCCUCCACGGUCCUGGGCAAAGGCUCCCCGCAGGCUCCCCCAGCCACUUCACCGGCCUCCCCACUGCUUGGGGGCUACACAGUCCUGGCCUCCUCAGGCUCCACCUUCCCCAGCACGGUAGAGAUCCACCCAGACACGUCCAGCCUCACGGUGCUGAGCACAGCAGCCAUGCAGGACGGGAGCACGGUGCUGAAGGUGGUCAGCCCGCUGCAGCUACUCACCCUGCCUGGCCUGGGCCCCACCCUGCAGAGUGUGGCCCAGGCAGCGCCGGCAGGCAGCACGAUCGUGACCGUGCCCACGGCGGCCGCCCCGGGGCCUGAGGAGCACACGGCCACCAUCGAGGUGGCUGCUGUGGCAGGGGACCAUGAGCAGAAGUAGCUGGCGGGGAGGGUGAGCCCCUAGGGUGUGGACCGGCUGGCUCUCCUCAGACCACUGCGGGCAGAGGCUGCGGGGCUGGCUCAGCACAGGCAGGUCUCAGGGGCUGAACCAAAGAGAGGAAUUGCCAGAUGAAUCAAGAGAAGAAGAAAAAAGGGACAGAAUGAUGCCAGCAACCUGGAAAAUCAGUCUUCAAGUUCAAAACUUACUCCCCUUUUUUCUUGGGAAAUAUACUUUUCCAUCUGUUGCUUA
This is a messenger RNA of Dipodomys ordii (Ord's kangaroo rat), 1718 nucleotides long. It is a transcript of the gene Gmeb2, whose product is annotated as glucocorticoid modulatory element binding protein 2. Bases 18 to 1469 code for a protein of 483 amino acids. The transcript has 8 exons. Gene Ontology annotation, molecular function: DNA-binding transcription activator activity, RNA polymerase II-specific; RNA polymerase II cis-regulatory region sequence-specific DNA binding. Gene Ontology annotation, biological process: positive regulation of transcription by RNA polymerase II. The record is from RefSeq and is a predicted model, not a curated record. Gene Ontology annotation, cellular component: nucleus. NCBI's taxonomy places the organism in Eukaryota, Metazoa, Chordata, Mammalia, Rodentia, Heteromyidae.